GGACUGCACCUGCACAGACAAAACCCUAUCCCUAAAAACCCUAAUCCUGAAGCACUGUAACUGUAAUGGCAAGAGCCAUUUCCUCAUCCUGUGCACGGUUCACCAUGCGUCUUCUCUCCACCAGCACCUUCACCGCUACAUUACCCAAACACUCAUCACUUUCACUCCCUUCGCGUCGUUUCCUUUUCCCUCUCUCCCAUGCCAUCGUCCCUCCCUCCACUCGCGUUGCCGGGAUCCGCUGCCGUGUCAACAAAGCUGGCGACUCCGCCUACUCGCCUCUCAACUCCGGAUCUUCGUCCUUCAGCGACCGCCCUCCCACCGAGAUGGCGCCCCUUUUCCCCGGCUGCGACUACAACCACUGGCUCAUUGUGAUGGACAAGCCUGGUGGUGAGGGCGCCACCAAGCAGCAGAUGAUUGAUUGCUACAUCCAAACCCUUGCCAAAGUUUUAGACAGCGAAGAAGAAGCUAAGAAGAAGAUUUACAAUGUUUCCUGCUCGAGGUACUUUGGUUUCGGCUGUGAGAUUGACGAGGAAACCUCUAAUAAGUUAGAAGGGUUGCCUGGAGUUUUGUUUGUGCUGCCGGAUUCGUAUGUCGAUCCGGAAAACAAGGACUAUGGCGCUGAAUUAUUUGUAAAUGGAGAGAUCGUCCAGAGGUCACCUGAAAGGCAGAGAAGAGUGGAACCACAGCCACAAAGGCAUCAAGACAGACCAAGAUACAAUGAUAGAACAAGGUAUGUCCGCCGCAGAGAGAACACGCAGUGAAAGACCAAUUUGUGAUAGGGAGAAUGUAAUAUGUAUAUAAACCAUGGAAGUACUGUAACAUGCACUGUUUCAGUCUUGCCUUUGGAGACAUUCUAUAUUAUAUUUCUGGUGUCACUGACGAUGUUAGUGCGGAGCUUGGUGUAUUAGACUUAUUUUGUUACAACUUUUACUGUAAACGGAUCUUGAACUC
Vigna umbellata (rice bean) is the source of this 951-nucleotide messenger RNA. Its product is annotated as multiple organellar RNA editing factor 2, chloroplastic-like. Gene Ontology annotation, biological process: mitochondrial mRNA modification; cytidine to uridine editing. Gene Ontology annotation, cellular component: mitochondrion. NCBI's taxonomy places the organism in Eukaryota, Viridiplantae, Streptophyta, Magnoliopsida, Fabales, Fabaceae. The record is from RefSeq and is a predicted model, not a curated record.